Sugiyamaella lignohabitans is the source of this 1335-nucleotide messenger RNA. RefSeq lists its product as uncharacterized. The transcript has a single exon. Lineage: Eukaryota; Fungi; Ascomycota; Dipodascomycetes; Dipodascales; Trichomonascaceae. The record is from RefSeq and is a predicted model, not a curated record. The coding region runs from base 1 to 1335 and encodes 444 amino acids.
AUGUCUUCCUGGCUCUAUCUUGACGAUUAUCCGUUUAAUACCGACCAUAGUAAUGGGUCUGGUCCGUUAUCUGGUUCUUCUUUUGACACCUCGGGUAUGUGGUUUGAUAACAAUAAUAACAAUAGUGGCUCCAAUUCGAUAAAUUAUAAAGACUAUCCUACUGCUCUGUUGUCAAACCCUACUAAUUUCAGCGAUAUAGGUGGUUUUGACGAUUUCUUGUUUGAAGGUAAUAAUAAUCAUCAAAAUGUAUCGGGAUCCCAUCAUACCGCCGCCCCAGCUUCUACCUCGUCAUCUUCGUCACCUGUUCUGCCUCAAACUCCUACUGAUAUGAUGAUUUCAACCUCAAAUCAUGGUCCUUACCUUGGUGAGGUCAACGAUUUUUCCGAUUCAGUUUCUUCCACUUUGGCUGGUGUGAGCGAUAUCGGUGCCUCAUACGAUCAUACCUAUUCGAACACUUAUACCAAUACCUCUUCUAACAUUGCGAGCUCUUCAAAUUCCUCCACAUCUUCGAAUGCGACUAUAAGUGCCUCAACAUCUGGAUCCUUUUCACAAGAUGGUUAUAAGCAGCCCAAUGUCUCAUUUUCAACUACAACCAACUACACGAAUGACCCCAGUCGUUUACAGUAUUCUCCUUCUCUAACCGAUUCGCAAAUGAACUCGUUUUCUUCUUUUUCUAUGGACUUUUCUGAAUUCAAGGCUCCUCUUGUGUCAUCAGUAAUACCCUCUGUUACAGACGAUCUCACAACCAACACUCUUCCUAUACUCCCCCCUAGUCCGAAGAGUAGUGUUAGUCCUACUUCGGCCGAUACACCAAAGUCAAAAAGGAGGUUAUCGAAUACUAGAAAGGUCGGCGAAUCUGUCCAGUUUAGUUCUAGUACCAAUAGUACAGCCAGUCCUAUCACUGUGUCAUCUUCAUCUGCCGCUUCUAGCGCUCUAUCAGGAGCUAAUCCUCCUCGUACUGGUCGCAAGCAUUCCGAAAGUAGGAUGUCUCUCCCCGAGCUUUACAAUUUGAUGGGCUUGGGACACAAUCCUACUGAAGCCCGUACGAGAGAGAAACGGGUUCUCGAUUUGCUUCAGAAAGAAGGGUUUCUACUUGGCCAGCGAACCUGGAUUCGUGAUACUGAGCAAGCUGAACGCCAGAGAAUUAUCGACAAUAUUUAUGCUAUCACUAACAAGGACUAUCAUUACACAAAAGACCUCAUUGAACUGAUUAUUCGUCGUGGCACCUACUACGUGAUGCAAGGCAGAUUACGAAGAAUCCGUCGCAACAAGCGAGCCCAAGAGCUCUCAAAUAACGACCCAGACGAUACUACUGAGAACGAUAUGAACUUAUAG